AUGGAUGACGACAACCUGGAUGAGCUUGUGGCCCAGAGUCCAGGGCCGGAUGGACACUCGCACAUUGGCCCCGUGGACCUUGCCAGCGACUUUGAAAGCAGCAACGGCAACAGCGGGGACUCUGGGGACGACACAGACAGCGAGCGUGGAGAUGGCACAGACAGAGAAGACGAGGGGGCAUCUGAGGAGGACCUGGAAGACAGAUCCGGUUCUGAGGAUUCCGAAGACGAUGUGGAAACACUAGUGGUGGUGGCAGAUGCUCAGGGGAAGCUGGACGCCACCAGCUCACUUAACUCUGAUGACGAUGCUGAGAGCUGCCCCAUCUGUCUCAAUGCGUUCAGAGACCAGGCUGUAGGAACGCCGGAGAACUGCGCCCACUACUUCUGCCUGGACUGCAUCAUCGAGUGGUCCAAGAAUGCCAAUUCCUGUCCUGUCGACCGAACUAUAUUUAAGUGUAUUUGUAUUCGAGCUCAGUUUGGUGGCAAAAUCUUAAAGAAGAUUCCCCUGGAGAACACCAAAGCCUGCCAGGAGGAGGAGGAGGACCCCACCUUCUGCGAGGUGUGCGGCCGGAGCGACAGGGAGGACAGGCUCUUGCUGUGCGACGGCUGUGAUGCGGGGUACCACAUGGAGUGUUUGGACCCCCCGCUCCAGGAGGUACCAGUGGAUGAGUGGUUCUGUCAGGAGUGUGCUGCCCCUGGCGUUGUCCCCGCCACUGACACGGGUGACGUGAGUGAGGAGGAGGUCUCCCUGCUCUCGGCUGAUGUGGUGCCCACCACCAGCAGGCUUCGGCCGCGCACAGGUCGGACCCGGGCGAUUGCCAGGACCCGGCAGAGUGAGAGAGUGAGGGCAACCGUGAACCGGAACCGCAUCUCCACGGCCAGGAGGGUUCAGCAUGUGCCGAGGCACCUCAUGUCUUCCCUGCUGGAUGAGACCAUUGAAGCUGUUGCGACUGGUCUGAGCACCGCUGUGUAUCAUCGCCCUCUGACGCCACGCGCCCCUGCCAAACGCAGAAGGAAAGCAGGAAGGCGGAGGAAAGGUCUGGGAAGAAAGAAAGCGCAGUCCAGAGCAUCUGCCAAGAGCAGGAUCGCAGCAAGGCCCAAGAAGCGCCAGCGCCGCACGAGGACGAGGACAGGCGGGAAGGUGAAGAGUGAAUUCACUGCUCGUUCUCGAAUUGCUCGGACCCUGGGCCUCUGCAGGCCGGUCCAUGGAACUUGCAUCCCGUCAAUAUACAAGCCAGCAGACCCCUCGCUGGGGCUGCUGCGAGCGGACAUCGGAGCUGCCUCUCUGUCUCUGUUUGGAGACCCCUACGAGCUGGACCCCUUCGACAGCAGUGAAGAAUUUUCUGCAGACCCACCUUCCCCCCUGAGUGCCAAGAGGCGGGCUCUGUCCCGGUCAGCCCUGCAGUCUCACCAGCCGGUGGCCAGGCCUGUUUCCUUGGAGCUCUCCAGCAGGCGUGUCCCCGCUGUGGCACCAGAGCCGCAUGUGGAAGAGGCCCCCGUCCCCGACCUGCUGGGCAGCAUCCUGUCGGGCCAGAGCCUCCUGAUGCUGAGUGGCACGGACGUCGUCAUCCACCGCGACGGCUCCCUCAGCGCCAAGCGGGCAGCUCCAGUUUCUUUUCAGCAAAACCCAGUCGGCCUGUCCAAGGACUCUCUGCAGCCUGGAGGCCCGCCUGCCGGGAGCCCUGCUAGUGGCCCUUCGGGAUGCCGGCCACCAAACUUGAGGUUAAGCUGCCAGGGCAGGCUGGCCCCAUCCUGCAUCCCCCCCCACACACCUGGGGCACCGGUGAGGCUGCUCUCAACAUCAGCCCCUGGGUCUGGUCAGGCUCAGAGAGUGUCGGACAGGAGCGGGCCUGGCUUCAGGCAGAGUGGCAGCGCCUGGUUCCAUGGACCCAGCAAGCACACUUUACCCCUGGGUUCUGCCUUGUCCAAGAGCGUGAGCAGUGGUUCCAUCUCUCCGUCUAAAAGUGCAGUCUUAGGACAUGCCCUGAAGCCAGCCCCCAAGAGAGCUGACAUCUCCGAGCUACCCAGGAUACCAAAGAUCAGAAGGAAUGACAGCAGCAGUGGGCAGGACACGGCCCCGGUGCACGGGCGGAGCAUCGAGAUCCCCAGCGCCUGCAUCAGCCGACUGACAGGCAGGGAGGGUGCCGGGCAGCCAGGGAGAGGCGUGCGGGCAGAGAGUGAGCCUGGUAGCAGGGCCCCCCGGGAACCCGGCACACACACUAGUGGCUCCCGGCCCCCAGCCCCCAGCUCCCACGGCAGCCUGGCCCCGCUGGGACCCUCGAGAGGGAAGGCUGUGGGGUCGACCUUCGAGAGCUUCCGGAUCAAUAUUCCCGGCAACACAGCACAUUCCAGCAGACUCUCCAGCCCUGGCUUCUGUAACACGUUCCGGCCUGUGGACCACAAGGUGCAGAGGAAAGAGAACCCUUCGCCCCUCUUCUCCAUCAAGAAGACAAAGCAGCUCAAAAGUGAGAUCUACGACCCGUUUGACCCCACUGGCUCUGACUCCAGUCCCCCCAGCAGCAGCCCCGAAAGCCUGGGCUCUGGCCUCCUGCCGUCCGAGAUCACGCGCACCAUCUCCAUCAACAGCCCAAAGGCCCCGCCAUUUCAGGCCGUGCGUUGCGUCACCUCCUACACGGUGGAGAGUGUCUCUGGGACGGAGCCUGAGCCCCCUCACGGCCCUUCCUGCAGUGCGCUCAAGCUCCGGGCUGAGGCGACUACCGGUGGUGCCUCUGACACAGAGCGAGAGGUGCUGGGCGAGGAGGAGCCCACAGAGAGCCAGGCCACUGGCACCCGGGGACACAGGCCAUCCCCACCAGAGCCCUGGGACGAUGAGGAUGGCACAGCAUGCGGCACCUUCUUUGGCUCUGAGGAGCGGACGGUGACCUGCGUGACUGUCUUAGAGCCAGAGGCCCCGCCCAGCCCGGACAUGCCACAGGCCACCGCCCACAGGGUCGUGGAGCUGCAGUCUUCCCGGUCCCGCUCCACCUCCAGCUCCCGCAGCAGGAAGAAGGUGGAGCGGAAGCGGGAGGCCAGGGCACAACGGCGGGCACGCUCCAGGACGCGCUCUGGCUCUCGGGACAGGAGCUCGCGGUCAGCGUCACCGUCCUCGGUGGGCGAGCACCCCUCCAAGAGGCAGCGGGGCAAGACCAAGCGCCGGCGCUCUUCCAGCGACCGCUCCAGCAGCCGCGAGAGGGCCAGGAGGAGGAAGGCCAAGGACAGGCGCAGGGCGCGCGGGCGAGAGUCCCGGGGCCGCGGGUGGAGGACAUCCCGCUCCCGCUCGGGAAGCCCCGGCAGCUCCUCCUACGAGCACUGUGAGAGCAGAAAGCAGCAGCAGCGUCGGUCAGGGUCCAGACCUCAGGGCAGGGAAUGCUCCCCCCCCAGCAGCCUCGAGAGGGCCCGGAGGCACAAGCACCCACGGGAGAGGAGCCACGAGCGGUUGGAGAAGAAGGAGAGCACCGCCCGGUCCCGGGAGAGGAGGCGGCGGAGGUCCUGGUCAGCAAGCCCAGAGCACAGGGUGCGGGAGUCCCGGCAGCCACGUUCCCGAGAGCAGCGGCCCCGGACCCGCUCCCCAGAGAGGAAGGAGGCGGCGAGGGACGCCUCCCCGGCACCCGCUCCGCAGGGGCAGCCUAGGCAGGACGAAACCCUGGCCAGACCCACGGCCUUGGGCGUGGUUGUCUCCCGGGUGGGGGCUGUGGCCCACGAGCAGCCCCCAGCAGUGCCUUCCACCCAGGAGGGGCCAGCCGGGUGUGCACCUGACGACCUGGAUUACGGCGACGCGGUGGAGGCAGGGCACGUCUUUGAGGACUUUUUGAGUGACACUGUCUUCAUCCAGCUGGAUGAUAUGAGCUCACCACCGUCUCCUGAAAGUACAGACUCCUCCCCAGAGCGAGGCUUCCCGCCCAACCCCACGCUGCCCCCAACUAGCCUGGCCGCUCUCCAGAGGGAGGUGUCGCUGAUCCAUGGGGAGGAUGCUUCGCAGCCCCCACCCCAGGCUGAGGGCCCCCAGGAGCUGUGCCCUCUUGGACAGGAUGUGGUUGCGGCGCCCAGCACCCCAGGUGUGGCAUCUGCCGGGAAGGCUGACGGCCCCUCCGUGAGUGGGAGGGUCCAGGGGGCAGCCAGGCCUGAGGAGGUGGUCUCGCAGACGCCCCUGCUGCGGUCCCGUGCCCUGGUGAAGAGAGUCACCUGGAACCUGCAGGACCCGGGGGGCGAUGCCCUGGCUGAGGACAGAGCCCCACGGAUGCCGCCUCACGGGCCGCAGAAGCCCCGGGAAGGGGCCUGGGAUGUGGAGGAUGCAGCCCCUGCAAGACUCGGGCAGGUGCCACUCUCCGAGCUGCCCCCUCCCAGUCACCUGCGUCCAGAGCCUGGCUUCCCCGUCGCAGACCCCUCUCAGGUUUACAGCCCAAACAUGCCUCUGGUCCCCGCUCAGCCAGCAAGCGUCCCGCCCUGUGUGCCGGCUAGCCAGCCCCCAGUCCAGUCCGUCCUGCAGGGCAGUCUUCCCCUGGCGGGCUGCGGGGCAGCAGAGAGCCCGGCCCCCGUGCCUGCUGUCCUGACUCCAGCCUCAGAGCCAGCUGGCCAAGCCGCCGCAGCCAGCGACGCCGAGGAGAGGACCCCCACGUCGCGGCCGGCUGCCGAGAAGACCAAGAAGGAGGAGUACAUGAAGAAGCUGCACAUGCAGGAGCGGGCCGUGGAGGAGGUGAAACUGGCCAUCAAGCCCUUCUACCAGAAGAGGGAGGUGACCAAGGAGGAGUACAAGGACAUCCUGCGCAAAGCUGUGCAGAAGAUCUGCCACAGCAAGAGUGGCGAGAUCAACCCUGUGAAGGUGGCUAACUUGGUGAAGGCCUACGUGGACAAGUACAGGCACAUGCGCCGUCACAAGAAGGCCGAGGCUGGGGAGGAGCUGCCCACCCAGGGUGCCGAGGGCUGAGGCAGCACCGCGGGGUGGGGUGGCGGCAGGGCCCUGGGGAUGCCCACACCCUGCCCAGGGGCCUGUGGCGAUGCCUGGUGCGUGCGCCUCUUGCCCACAGCUGAAAACUGGACAUUGUCACAUGUAUAUUAUAGAUACACACUGUUUCCAUUGUGUUCUAAUUUAUCAAAAAAGGAUUAUCUUUA
This is a messenger RNA of Carlito syrichta (Philippine tarsier), 5108 nucleotides long. RefSeq names its product PHD and ring finger domains 1 (gene PHRF1). NCBI's taxonomy places the organism in Eukaryota, Metazoa, Chordata, Mammalia, Primates, Tarsiidae. The coding region runs from base 1 to 4923 and encodes 1640 amino acids. The record is from RefSeq and is a predicted model, not a curated record. The transcript has 17 exons.